CCUCCCCACGGUAGGGCCGCAUUCCCUGCAAUAAAAUGAAUUCUGAUUCGAGCUCUGUCUCCAGCAGAGCUUCAUCUCCGGACAUGGACGAGAUGUACCUGCGGGAUCACCACCACCGCCACCACCACCACCAGGAGAGCCGUCUCAACUCGGUUUCGUCCACUCAGGGCGACAUGGUGCAGAAGAUGCCGGGAGAAAGUCUCUCGCGGGCUGGCGCUAAGGUCUCGGGCGAGAGCAGCAAGUACAAAAUCAAGAAGCAGCUGUCGGAGCAGGACCUACAGCAACUGCGGCUGAAGAUCAACGGGCGCGAACGCAAGCGGAUGCACGACCUGAACCUCGCCAUGGACGGGCUCCGCGAGGUCAUGCCGUACGCGCACGGGCCAUCCGUGCGAAAGCUCUCCAAGAUUGCCACGCUCCUGCUGGCCAGAAACUACAUCCUCAUGCUCACCAGCUCCCUGGAGGAGAUGAAGAGGUUGGUUGGCGAGAUCUACGGGGGCCACCACUCGGCCUUUCACUGCGGGACCGUGGGCCACUCGGCCGGCCACCCAGCGCACGCCGCCAACGCGGUGCACCCGGUGCACCCCAUUCUAGGCGGCGCGCUCUCAUCCAGCAACGCCUCCUCCCCGCUGUCCGCCGCCUCGCUGCCUGCCAUCGGCACCAUCCGGCCUCCUCACUCACUGCUCAAGGCGCCCUCCACGCCGCCUGCGCUGCACCUGGGCAGCGGCUUCCAGCACUGGGCCGGGCUGCCCUGCCCCUGCACCAUCUGCCAGAUGCCGCCGCCGCCGCACCUGUCCGCUCUCUCCACCGCCAACAUGGCCCGACUGUCCGCCGAGUCCAAGGACUUGCUCAAGUGA
Molecule: messenger RNA, 854 nt
Organism: Loxodonta africana (African savanna elephant)
Lineage: Eukaryota; Metazoa; Chordata; Mammalia; Proboscidea; Elephantidae
Gene: OLIG3
Product: oligodendrocyte transcription factor 3
Exons: 1
Coding region: 36-854 (272 amino acids)
Biological process (GO): axon development; positive regulation of transcription by RNA polymerase II; sensory organ development
Cellular component (GO): nucleus
Molecular function (GO): protein dimerization activity; E-box binding; DNA-binding transcription factor activity, RNA polymerase II-specific
Source: RefSeq, a predicted model, not a curated record